CGUGCGACCCGCUGCUGUUUGGCGGUUUCCAUGGCUACGAAGCCCCUCAGCCUGAAACCCCAGAGCGAGAAAAUGAGGCUGAAGAGCUUCCUGCUGCGGUAUUACCCGCCAGGAAUUAUGUUGGAGUAUGAAAAACAUGGAGAAUUAAAGACCAAAUCAAUUGAUUUACUUGAGCUUGGCCCCAGUACUGAUGUCGGUGCUUUAGUAGAGGAGAUCCAGAGAGCAGAGCCUCUGAUCACAGCGUCGCGAACUGAGCAAGUCAGGCUGUUAGUUCAGAGACUGCAGGCAAAGCUGGAGGAGAACAGCAGCCACGUCUUCUACCUCUUCAAGGUUCUCAGAGCACAUAUAUUUCCGUUGACUAAUGUUGCCCUUAACAAAUCAGGCUCAUGUUUUAUCACAGGGAGCUACGAUCGCACCUGCAAGGUCUGGGACACCAGGUCCGGAGAGGAGCUGCACACCCUGGAGGGUCACAGGAAUGUGGUCUACGCUAUAGCAUUCAACAAUCCUUAUGGUGACAAAAUCGCCACUGGAUCCUUUGAUAAGACUUGUAAACUAUGGAGUGCAGAAACAGGAAAGUGUUACCAUACCUUUAGGGGACAUACAGCAGAAAUAGUCUGUUUGUCAUUUAACCCACAAAGCACAUUGGUGGCUACCGGAAGUAUGGACACCACGGCCAAGCUGUGGGACAUUCAGAGCGGAGAGGAGGUGUUCACCCUCACGGGACAUUUGGCAGAAAUCAUUUCCUUGUCAUUUGACACCACCGGAAACAGAAUUAUUACGGGGUCCUUUGAUCACACAGUCAUAGUGUGGGACACUUCCACUGCGAGGAAGGUGCACACCCUGAUCGGUCACUGUGCUGAGAUAAGCAGUGCUGUAUUCAACUGGGAUUGCUCUCUUAUACUAACUGGCUCCAUGGACAAGACCUGCAUGCUGUGGGAUGCUACAAAUGGAAAAUGUGUAUCAACCUUAACAGGCCAUGAUGACGAAAUACUUGACAGUUGCUUUGAUUAUACUGGAAGGCUUUUUGCAACUGCUUCAGCUGAUGGAACGGCGAGAGUUUACCAUACAGCCACAAGAAAGUUCAUCACCAAACUGGAAGGUCAUGAAGGAGAAAUUUCAAAGAUUUCUUUCAAUCCCCAAGGGAACCGCCUUCUGACUGGCAGCUCUGACAAAACAGCUCGAAUCUGGGAUGCUAACUCUGGCCAGUGUCUCCAGGUUCUAGAGGGGCACAGGGAUGAGAUCUUUUCAUGUGCUUUCAACUAUAAAGGCAACAUAGUCAUUACAGGUAGCAAGGAUAAUACCUGUAGGAUAUGGUGCUGAGCAGAAGUCGGCCGGUGAACAAACUCGCCAGCAAUUGUGACCAAGACCUUGAGCUUCCCACACGACAAGCAAGCUAUGUUCACAUUUCAUAAGCCUUUUUAUACAAGCACUGUGUUCCUGACUUCACAUAUUUGACCAAUAAAACUGAUGAUCUUGAUAUUAUUUCAUGAGGAUGAUUUCAUAAUAUUUAGUGAAUGCCACUAGUUAUUCCUGU
Fukomys damarensis (Damara mole-rat) is the source of this 1534-nucleotide messenger RNA. It is a transcript of the gene Daw1, whose product is annotated as dynein assembly factor with WD repeats 1. Gene Ontology annotation, biological process: protein polyubiquitination. The transcript has 13 exons. The coding region runs from base 31 to 1320 and encodes 429 amino acids. Gene Ontology annotation, molecular function: ubiquitin-like ligase-substrate adaptor activity; protein binding. Gene Ontology annotation, cellular component: SCF ubiquitin ligase complex. Lineage: Eukaryota; Metazoa; Chordata; Mammalia; Rodentia; Bathyergidae. The record is from RefSeq and is a predicted model, not a curated record.